AUGGAGUCAGAGGAGUUAGGGAAGGCAGCGUUACAAGUGAAAGUGAAGGAAAAUGAUCCGCGCAUCACCCUGACAGAGCUUUUGGGCAAGGCAAAGUAUUUUCGAGGGAAGAAGCUGAACGGAGAAUAUGAGAUCCGGGUGGAGCAGGCGGAGUUCUCAGAGAUCAACCUGGCCUCCUACGUCACCUCGGGAUGUAUGGUGGACAUGCAGGUCAACAAAGGUGGCACCAGAGUGGUCAGGUCCUUUAAGCCAGACUUCGUCCUGAUUCGCCAGCACGCCUACAGCAUGGUCCCCGGUGAGGAUUUCAGGAACCUUGUGAUCGGCCUGCAUUUCGGCGGCGUCCCAAGCAGCAAUUCUCUCUUCUCCAUCUACAACUUCUGCAGCAAACCUUGGGUGUUUUCUCAGAUGAUUAAGCUCUACCACUCUCUUGGUCCUGAAAAAUUCCCCCUGAAUGAACAAACCUUCUAUCCAAACCACACGCAGAUGGUAACAACCCCGUCAUACCCUGUGGUGGUCAAGAUGGGACACGCCCACGCUGGCAUGGGGAAGAUCAAAGUGGAAAACCAACAGGACUUCCAGGACAUCACCAGUGUGGUGGCUCUGGCCGGGACCUACGCCACCACCGAGCCCUACGUCCAAUCCAAAUACGAUAUCCGCAUCCAGAAGAUCGGCAACAACUACAAGGCUUACAUGAGAACGUCCAUCUCUGGGAACUGGAAGGCUAACACGGGCUCUGCCAUGUUGGAACAGAUCGCGAUGACUGACAGAUAUCGGCUGUGGGUGGACUCCUGCGCCGAGAUGUUUGGUGGCCUAGACAUCUGUGCAGUGAAGGCCGUCCACGGAAAAGACGGCAACGACUAUAUCAUCGAGGUGAUGGACAGCUCCAUGCCUCUGAUUGGUGAGCAUGUGGAGGAGGAUAAACAGCUGAUCACAGAGCUGGUCAUCAACAAGAUGGCGCAGGUGCUGCUGGGAGUCACCACACCUCAGCCUUCCUCUGUCAAGACCACACAGCCCAGACGAGGGGGACACCGCUCUGCUUCUGCAUCUCCAUCCCAGUCAGCCCAGGGUUCACCUCAGCGAGCCCGAUCAGCCACCACCUCACCCAGCCAGGCCUUCCAGCCCGGCCCCAUCCCUGCCACCUCCGGGCCUGGAGCUCAGAAACAGUCACCACAGCUGAACAAAUCCCAGUCGCUGACCAACACCUUUACAGAGACGUUACGAGGAUCCCUGACAGAUGACGAGGCCAAAGCUGAGACCAUCCGCAGCCUCCGACAGUCCUUCGCCAGCCUCUUCUCCGACUAAAAACCUCCCCAGAAGCUUCCUCUUUCUGUCAGUUGUCAGGUUUGGGGAAAAAAAAAAGAAAACAACCUGACUGGUUAAUCUGUUCUGGAGUCUCCCUCCUCCUCAGAGCCUCAGCUUCCUGUUCCUCCUCUUUCCUUCUCACUGUUUGUGAACACCUGGUGAAUCCUGCUGUCCUCAGAUCAGUGAUUAAACUAACACUAGAAAGGCCAAGACUAGAUUUUGGGGUUGAAGAUGAAGAUGUCAAACUUUAAAAGCUAUUUACAUUUGCCCUCCUUACAGGACAUGUAAAGAGAUAAGAAUCAAACCAGACCCCAUUCAAAUUUCUGCAACUUUUAAAUAGCUUGGUGAUUAUGUCUGUUUCCUCUUUGCUGGUCAUGCCAGUUUGAAUAGAUGCAGAAAAAGGUCAAUAUAAGCAUUAGUUCGGCUGAUAUUUGGCAGUCUUUCUUCCCCUUUUACCCAUAAUCCUUUGUGUUUUUAUAGAACAGCACUGCAGUGAUCAUGUUAGAUGACAGUCAUUUUCAGGCAUUUCGAUUCUGUAAUUUGGCGUGUUUAAAGUUGAAAAAGAGUUGAAAAGCAUCAAUAAAAACAUGUGAAUUCCCCCUAGAGUAUAGAUCAGCAGUCAGCUGUCAGCAGCUUGGCCUUUCUAGUGGUAAAUAAUCACAGUAAAUAAUCAUAAUCUAUCUCAUACUGCUCGGUAUAUAGUCGUUAUUCUGCAUUCUGUUUGUCCAACCAGUGAAACUGUUCAUUAUUGGGUCAUGUUUGUUUGUUUGUAUAUAUAUAUUUAUUUAUUUAUGAAAUUAAGUUUAUUUUAAUUCCUUUAAUUGACUCGCAGCUUCCAAACUGUUUGCAGACGUCUACGGCAAUAUUCUUAUCCGAAGCUGUCUCUCUUGAGAAAUGUACUGAAUCCUCACGGUUCACCAGCGAAUUUCGAGCAUCUUGCCAGCAGCCGCAUUUCUCAGACAUCCAUGUGCUGUAGACACAUAUUGGCUUACGUAGUGACUCCUCUACCUAACAUAACCAAAGUGCUUUUGAAUAAAAUCAUUAAAUAACCCCCCCCACCUGCACUGGGUCAAGAAACCAAUCACAGCGAACCAACCUUUCAGUUUGUGAUUUAACAAGGUGCAAAUGCUGUACUGGCCUACAGCCGUCGUCUUCCAUCACAGCCCAGAUCUUCCCCUGUGGUUCUUCUGUUUCUUAAUGUUUCGUGCUUUGUGAAUAGCACUAUAUAGUAUUUCCUGUGGGGGAUCUGUAUCAUAACUACUACCGCUGUGUGUUUAAAGGCGAACAAUGAGGAUGUAAUAUUUUGACGUGUUUGAGUUUCCACUGAGACGGGAAAAGAUUUGGUUGUGUGACAUCACAUCUUACAUGUUUAUUUUCCUUUAUUCUCUACAACCAAUGAUAAUUUAUCAUCAUCAGUUAUGUGUAUGCAACAUCUGCAGUGGUAGCAGCCGAAACAGACGUCCUCUUCCAUCCUGCUUUGGAACUGUAUGUUAAAGUUAAGUGAAUGUCGAGUCCAGUCGGUCCAGUUGAUCUUAACUAUUCAAAAAAGACAGUAAAAACAAUGGUAACGCUUUAUUUUAUGGGUGCUGCAAUUGUCUUAAUAAUUUCCUAGGAAGCUUCCUAGAAAAGACGAUGUAAUUUGGUGCAAAUUAUAGCAAUAGAAUAUGUUUAUUUAUGGCACCUGUGUCCACAGCGCUACCAUUCACAGUAUAAGUGGUUGUUGACUUCCAGAGGUAUUUUAUUGAACUGCUCUAAAGAUGAUGUGUAGCCUUGAAAAAAAAUUAGUUGUUUUGUUAUUGUCAUUCAGAUUUAAUUACUAAAAAACAGGCAAAAAUUGAAUUUAUGUAGAUGUUUAUUUAUUUGGGUAUAAGUGUGGGUAUAAGACGCUCAAGCUAUCAGUUUGUUUGGAAGUAUUCAAAAGUGUGAAUGCUGUCUCAGUUAUAUAAUUAGCUCUAAAUUAUACAGUAAAAUGGAAAUGUAAGCAUGCUUAUAUUUCCAGGAAAUAAUCAGAAAGCCCCCCAAAAAUAAAUUCUCAGCAAAGUAAUUGGUUCCCAAAAUAAUUCCCUGGUGCAUCCCAUUUUUGUUGCAUCAAACUUACAGAAGGAGAUUAACAGUAUAUUUGGCUUUCGGCGCAGAGCACAAUCACAGUCUAAUUAUGUAUGAAUUGCUCUUCUUGCAGGAAGUUAUCUAAAUUAAUAAGCUGUCCUGUCGUUGACUCUAUAGUUAUCUGUACUACAAGCUGAAAAAGCCUAGAGAUGUUUUCCAUUUAGAUGACAUGGAUAAAAAAAGACAAUUAUAAUUCAUAUUCCCAUCUGUACUCCAAACAGAUACCCAAUACAAACAGGAUAUCUGAAUAUCUGUGAGCGGUGUGCAGUAGUUUUAAUGGACCUGUCAUGAUUCCAAAGCUUGUGAUAAUAAUAAUAAUAAUAGUAUUAUAGUAAUAGUAAUAUUAUUCAUAACAAUGCCCGCAUUUAAAGGUCAUUUUUAUUUAAAUGCAUGAAGUUGUAUAACAUUUAUAAUGGGCUGUGUGAGUGUCUGUAUGUGUGUGUAAAAUUGUGUGUUUGCCAUUUUGAUUAAUAAUGAUACUACCACAAAAAAGAACUGCCCAUUUUUGCAAUAAUUAUGUUAAUAAUAAGUGUGACACCAUUUUGAUUUUAAACUAUGAAGCUUGCCACUUUAAAAGAAGCCUUUUUUUCCCUUUUUUUUCUUUUACGAAGCUUUUAUUUGAUGCUUUGUCAGUCUCACUGGCAGAAACAUGAAAAAAUAACAUUGUUCGUCCAUUGAGCCGAAAAAGCUCAGCGUGUUUCAGCUUGGUAAAAUACACACUACAGUGCUUGUCACCAACAACUGUACAAAGCAAUGAUAGUGAUAGUGGAGGAAAAAUAAUCUGGUUGCAUUUAAUAACAGUGGGCGGAGUCACAGAAUCACAGUUUUAAGGGUAGUUAAUUGACCAUUUGCUAAGCCCCGCUCUCUCUGUUACUGUUGCCAUCUGUCAAGUUUUCUGUUCUUGCACAUUAAAUAUGGCAUUUACAAUGAUAAUGACAGCUUUACCUUUAUUUAAACAUAGAGAAUCCUUGUUAUUAAGGACACAGUUGGACUUCAAGUAGGGCUGUCCCCUUAAAGUCCAAGAUUCCAAUCAUUAGUCAGAGACCCCUUAAGUUGUUUUUGUUUUGUUUGUUUGGUCAGUCAGUGUAUUUCUGGGGACAAUUCAGUGCCCAGAUUUAGCUGCAGAGUGAGCGCUCCUCCCUUUACACUGCUCUCCGUUACAGGCAGCUGCAGACCCAGAGCCAGGGUGAGUGCGUUAGAUGGAGGCAGCUUAGUAGUAGAAGUACUAGUAGCAGUAUCUCACUAUCACUGUCCUCAUUCAUAUUUUAAGAAGCUACAAAUUAUAUUCAGCCACAAAAUAAGCCUGAAAAGCUGCAAAUCAGGACAUUUGCAUAGAGAUGAUACACCAACCAUAGGCGUUUCUAGCCCAUUUUCAGGGGUGCUGAAGCACCCCUAAAUUGAAUCCCAGCACCCCUAAAAUUUGAGAGAUUUUUAUUUUUAUUUUUUAUUUUUUUACUGACAUUUUUAUGUCCUUUUUUAACAAGCUAGAAAAGUGUCAAAACCGUACAGUACUUGGUUGAAACGUAAUAUUUUAACAACAAAAAUACAGCCAACAUAACAUUAACAUUAUAACUCCUAUUGUGACAAAAAGGAAAAAGGCAGAGACAAACAUUGAAAAAGUCAAUUACUGUUAAUGUGUUAAUGUUACAUGUUGUGCAUUGCAUUUCAAAUAAAAGUCAAAAAAAUAAGCCCAAGGUCCAUUUUUGGUAUUUUUGGUACUCACUAUAGGGGGCUGGUUUACUCCAGAAACAUACAUACUGUUUAUGUGUAUGUUGAGGAGCUGCUGUAUCAAAAUGAGUUGUCUUCCCCCAGAAAUUAGGGUUACGAUAUGUUUCUUUUAUGAUUCCAAUCCAUUCCUCUUUUGCUGUGGCUCAGCAUUUAAAUAACCUUAAUCAGAUUUGAUGGUUUAGUCACAGACUUUCCCAAAAAGUGUUGUGCUUUUCUUUCACAAAUGUGGGAAUGAAAUUGAGUUAAAAUGUACAAAACAGUAAAAUUUAUCUUGUCUGGCUGGGCAGCUCUCUGGGUGCUGAGCACCCCUAAACCUCUGAUCCUAGAAUCGCCCCUGACACCAACUCAUCUAGUUGCAUUGGUGUGAACCAGCAGGUUUUUAGAAUGAUGCAGAACAGCAAUUCACAAGCAGUUGACAGUUUCAACUUGUCUCGUCAUGAAUCUUUGGUCUGAAGUGGGCCUAACGUUCCUAUAUUUUGUUUGGACCAUUAGCUCCGUAAUGCUAGCAGGUUACUUUAACGGCUAACUUUAGCGGGACAUGCUAAAGUUAGCUGCGUACCUUGAGCAGAAAAAACACUAUUUAGGGGUGGGAGGGUUUUAGUAAAUGGUCAGUUAGCCUGCUUACCUUCCAACAUCUGAAAGUCUGUGUUAGUGAUUUUUUUUUUGCAAUUUAAAAGUUUAAUAACACUGUGAUUCUUAAACUCGCCCCGACCAGUCUCCCCGGUUAUUGUUUGUAAAAGCAAAAUUCUGAUCCACAGUCAGCUUUAUCUCAAAGUGUCUUGUUAUGAGCACUCUUGCGAGCGUUUCAUCGCCUUUGGCACUGUGUCAAAAGUGGACCAAAUUAGCAUUUCAUUGUGAGUCCGCUUGAAGGUGGAAAUCAUAUUGUUUUGUCUUUAUUAUAAAGAUGCCUACCACCUAGUGUGUAAUACUGCAGUGUGAUAAGCCAUAACCAAACCAUCCCUUAUAUGCCACGCAAUAAUGGCUGUGACGUCACUGAUAACCUGACAUAUGAACUUAGAUCACUGUGUCCGUUAACUUUAAAGACAUUAGGAGGCCUGCUCUGCCCUGCAGAGGCAGUAGCUGUUUUUGAUUUUUAAAAGAGAAAUAAUGCCACACAGUUUAAUUAUGUGCUACGAGUACUUGUGUCAGGAUGAAAGAUGAACAUUGAUGUCACUUCUCUCAGUUUAGGGUUUAAAAAUGCAGUUUAAGAUCCAGUUGAUGCCAUACAUGUACCCAUCUGUUGGGUCUAAUCAACGUCAGAUGAUUUUAGUUUGCUUUGUUUAAUGUAUUGCCAAAUAAAGUCUCAUUCAGCUGCUCCAUCUUAACGAACCUGAUCCUUUUGAUUUGAUUCAAUUCGAACUGAGCUGCAAAGUUUACUAGUAACUACCUCAAGUCCAGCAGUGCUCUGCAGAAACUGACUAUAGAGUUGUAGUACUGGAAAGGAUUCUGUGAAAUGAGAACUCCAUUUUAGUGCAAGAGAAGGGGGGAUUAGAAAUCGCUCUGUCAGCUGGAAGGGAUUAGUUUGAUUCAUGGACUGUGGAGAAACAACAAUGUAGUGUUUGUGACAUCAACCUGAGGAGGAGCAGAGUCGAGGUUCCCUGCAACAUCCAAACAUAGGCAGCAGGAUGGAGACUGGAAAUGCCUUCGGUGUAACAACUAACACUGUAAAAGCGUUACAAAGUCACUUCCCAAAUAUACUUUGUUUUUUUGGCUUUUGCCUUUAUUGGACAGGACAGGUUAAGCGUGAAAGGAGGAGAGACAGAGGUCAUGACAUGCAGUUAAUGAGCUUUAACUUGACUGACAGCUCUCCGAGCGCUCUGUCACAGGACUUGUCGACACGUUCACAGGUGUUUUGGAAAAUGUGGUGUUUUCUAAUGGUGUUUCGUCCACUGGCAAACUUUGUUUUAGGUUCACUGAAACAAACCUUUCGUAAAACUCCACCCCGGGUGACAUUUGUUUUUCAGAAGCUGUUUUCAGUGUUGACAUUUUGACGGAGAAAACUGAGGCAAUUUUUUUGGCUUGAAACAUCAGAGUGUGCGCCGUAAUCUCCUUUGUGAGGCGUCACCAAUGAGGCGACAUUUCGUGCUAUGGCAGACUUGACCAAAAUAGUACUGGAUCUAAUGUUGCUAACAGGAAUUUUACAUGUUUACAAAUCGUAAACGUCGACGCAAACGCACGCAGACGCAAACGCGUUGGGACGCAUCAAGGCCCACUGGCUGCCUUGAUGCAUGCUUGCGUCUCAAAAUAUGUUGUCCAUUUUUUUGAUACGCGACGCAGCGAUGCGUGUAAUACCAUGCGUUGCCAGCGGGGGUGAUAAUGCAAGCGACAUACUUGAAUACUUUGUUAUUCACAGAAGAAACCGGUAUGAAAUAUGAUGGGCACACCCUUAUUUAUAUGACAGUUCUAGUGCCCUGCACUCUAAUGAAAUAGCUAGCUACAGCAGUACUAGCUAGCCGGAAUGUACCAGUGACUCUGCUAGCCCCUACUGCGCGAGCGAUGUAUUGCAUUUCCAGUGUCGCCCAUGUCGCUUGUGUUCAAUGUGUUGACUAUGGAAGGAAGUGCGUUGCUUGCGUCACUUGCGUCGCUUGCUCGCGUCACUUGCUCGCGUUGUGUGCGUUGACUAUGAAACGGCCCUCAGGCUGACUCCAAAUGUCCGGCCUUUACUGCACUUGAAGACUUUGCGGGUGCAUUCCGGGGAAGUCUGGGAGUGCUGAGAGCUGUCCAAAUCCACAGUUCAUCCAGUCCACAACGGGCCUCAAGUGGACUGUCUGCAGACAUAGUCAGCUUGGGGUGCAGACUCCACUGAUAUAAUAACCCCCAGUUCACUGCCAUACGGACGUGACGUUGUGGUUUUUUCAACUGACGAAAAUAAAGAAUGUUUAGAAUAGUUAUUGA
Molecule: messenger RNA, 8031 nt
Organism: Epinephelus moara (kelp grouper)
Lineage: Eukaryota; Metazoa; Chordata; Actinopteri; Perciformes; Serranidae
Product: synapsin-3-like
Exons: 13
Coding region: 1-1302 (433 amino acids)
Biological process (GO): neurotransmitter secretion
Cellular component (GO): synaptic vesicle membrane; synaptic vesicle
Molecular function (GO): ATP binding
Source: RefSeq, a predicted model, not a curated record